Molecule: messenger RNA, 2718 nt
Organism: Saccoglossus kowalevskii
Lineage: Eukaryota; Metazoa; Hemichordata; Enteropneusta; Harrimaniidae
Product: protein O-mannosyl-transferase TMTC1-like
Molecular function (GO): protein binding
Source: RefSeq, a predicted model, not a curated record
GGCUGUACCACUUAUACAAGGUCUUUGUGGAUGAAACUAUAUUCAAUUGUAUAAGAUAGUCAAACCAUCAAGAAUACAAUAACCUUACCCAUUGUGUGCUUAUUCAUUUGAGAAGAAAUGAACUUAUGGGAUUGACUGUGUCAUUUUGAAACACAGAACUCACACAUUUAUUCCGAGCCUGCUGAAAAAUCUGGAAAAAGAAGAUAUAUUAGCAUGAAGAAAAGACAGAAAUCAUCUCCGGACCAUCAUCCCCAGCUGGAUGAUAAUUUAAAUCGGACUAAAGCUUCUCCUGUUUAUUCAGCGAUUUCUGAGGACAUACUACCGAUAAAAAAAGGCUUCAUCUUACCUGAGUUGUCACUGUUACUUUACACAACAGUUAUCACCAUUAUGUGCAUUGUGUGUUAUUAUAACAGUCUAGAGGGGGAUUUCGUUCAUGAUGACAUCAUGGCUAUCAGAGACAAUGAGGAUAUCAGACCAGGCAGUCCAAUCAGAGAUGUGUUUCUGAAUGAUUUCUGGGGGAAGAGGAUGUCUGAUAAUACCAGUCAUAAAUCUUACAGGCCAUUGUGUGUAUUGACGUUUAGAAUGAAUUAUUAUUUAAGUGGCUUGGAUCCAUAUAGUUACCACAUCGUCAAUGUUGUUUUGCAUACGCUGGUUUCAGUGUUGUUUCUGCACUUAUGCCAUACAAUUGUAUUCCUGGAUAUCAAGCCAGCGUUUGUUGCUGCUUUAUUAUUUGCCACACAUCCAGUACAUACGGAGGCAGUGACUGGUAUUGUUGGUAGAGCUGAUGUCUUGGCAUGUUUGUUGUUUAUACUUUCAUUUCUAACAUUUUUAAGGAUACUAAACAGUAAAUCGAUUGAUUCCACUUGUCUUCCUUUGGUAAAAAGAAUUAUUGUCAUACUGAUCAUGGUACUGAUCCUAAUGGUAUUUCGUAUCUGGAUGUUAAAUGGCCAGUUACCUGCAUUCUCAGAUCAAGAUAACCCAGCAUCCUUUGCACCUCACCUUAGUACAAGGUUCCUCACCUACUCAUAUCUGAUAGUUUUCAACGGUUUGCUGUUGUUAUCUCCAAUUACCCUUUGCUAUGAUUGGCAGAUGGGUAGCAUACCAUUGGUGGAGUCCAUCACUGAUCCGCGUAACCUAGCAACAUUCUGCUUCUUCAUCGUCAUGGCAAUACUGGCUAUUCAUUGUUUACAGUGCUUUGUGAAGGAAAAGCUUAAUCAUCUGAGGAUCAUUCUAAUUGGUUUAUCAUUCCUCGUCAUUCCAUUCAUUCCAGCAUCUAAUUUAUUCAUCAGAGUUGGUUUUGUUGUUGCUGAGAGAAUCCUGUACAUUCCCAGUCUUGGAUUUUGUGUUUUAGUGGCGCAUGGCCUUAAUAGUGUCUGUAAGUCAAGCAAUAAGAACAUGUCCUCUGCAGUGACUGCACUAGUCAUUGCAGUCGCUUUGUUCUUUACAUGGAGGACUAUAAUAAGAAAUCCAGUUUGGCAUAGCAGGGAGGCAUUAUUUAAAUCUGGUGUGCAUACCUUGCCUCAUAAUGCCAAGGCUCAUUAUAAUUAUGCUAAUCUAUUGAAAGAUACAGACAGACAUGUAGAAGCAAUACAACACUACAGGAAGACUUUAGAACUAUACCCGAGCCAUGCCAGUGCUCAUAACAACCUAGGUACAAUGUUAAAAGACGACAAGGAAUGUGAAUUUCAUUUUACACAAGCUAUAGCUAUCAAUCCGAUGCAUGUCAGAGCCCAUUUCAACUUAGCUAAUCAAUUAGGUAAAAUACCUGAUCGACAAGAUGAGGCGAUACGUCUCUUACUACGCGCUAUCGAAAUCAAGGAUGACUAUGCUGAAGCGUACACUAGUCUGGCGGGUAUAUUAAUGGAUAGAGGGCAGUAUGAUGAUGCCGAGAAACUUUACAAGAAGGUUAUUGAACUAACGCCCAAUGAUGGGAAUGUUUAUAACAACUAUGGUGCCUUAUUAGUCAAAAGAGAUUUGAGAGAAGAAGCCUUAGCGGAGUAUCACAGGUGCCUUUCAGUAAAUCCCAAUCACACAGUUGCCAUGGUGAAUAUUGCAAGGCUGCAGCGAAAAAUGGGAAAUACUAGAGAUGCUGAACUUAUGUUUAAAAGAGCAUUAGCAGUGAAGCGUGAAGCUGACACAUUAAAGAGCUUAGGGGCCUUGUAUUUCAAUACUGAUAGAAUAUCAGAAGCUAAAGUGUAUUUUGAGGAAGCUUUAGGGCUGGAUCCGGAAUCAGCAGAGAUCAGAACCCAUUAUGCUCAGUUGUUAGCCCGGCUGAAGAGGUUUGAUGAUGCAUUGAAUAUACUAAAUGAUGUGAUAAAACGACAGCCUGAGUACAGUGGUGCUUAUCGACAUAUAGCUGGUGUAUAUGGACUAAUUACAAAACAUACAGAGGCAAUCAAACACAUUGACAAGUACUUAGAACUUGAACCUGACUUGGAUCCAGUCGUGAAAGCUGAAAUAAUAUAUGAAAAAGGCAAUAAUUACCGAGAUAUAGGAGACAAUCAAUUAGCAUUAAAGUGCUAUGAAGAUUGUGUUAAAGUGAAUCCAAAGUUUUCAACUGGACAGAUGAAUCUAGGAGCCAUGUUGCAUCUACAGGGUGAUUUAUCCAGAGCCAGCUAUCACUAUAAUGCUGCAUUGAAAUUAGAUCCCAGUAACGCUGUACUCCAAGAGAAUAUAAAGAAAUUACAAAGGAGAUUAGCACAGAUAAAGAACAAUUAA